AUGGUUUCUGAGUUUGUAUCAAAUCCGUUUUACUCACCAGAGAAUCCAAAGGCUUUACCAACUUAUGGCACUCCGAUAUCUGCCAUCUUAUCAGUAUUACAUCAACAUGCCGGUGCUAUCUUUAGUUAUAAAGCAAUCUCUGAUUCUGAUUUAUUCGACAAAAGUUUAAAAAAAUGGGUAACUAGAGAUAUCAACGAUGUCUAUUUUAAUGAAGUUGAUCUUACGGUUAACGCUGGUGCAGCACCACUAGGUUAUGCAAAAACUUCAGACAAAAUUACUGGUAUUAUUACUCCAGGUUUUGGAUUACCUUAUUUUAUUGAUAGUUUCAAAAAGAACGUCAAUAAUUCAAGAUUCGUCUUUAAUGUUGGUACCUUGGAUUACGAUAAAAAGUCUUGUUCUUUGAUAAAUGAUUAUACGGUCCCCUUAGCUGCCGCUGAGAGGCUCGGUUUUCCAGUGAUUUCUCCGAUCAAUAUUAAUGAAGUUCAAGCUACUAGUUUGUUUGCUAUUAUCGCUGCUAAAUACUCUACUUCUAAUAAUGUCAUCCAUUUAUUCGAUGGUAUUAAUUUAAGUAAAACAGUUUUAAAAAUUCAAGAAAAAUUAACUAUUGAUGAACAAGCGAUCAAAGAAAUAGAAAGUCAUCUAUCUGUCAAUCCUACUUUUGAAGAUGUCCUUGAUGAAUUUAAUGAGACUACUGGCCAAAAAUUACAUAAUUUUGAAUAUUUUGGUGAUAGACAUGCCGAGACUGUCUUUGUAACCUACGGUGUCAUUGAAAAUCAACUCUUCAAAGAUUCAAUUGAAGGUUCUUUAUCGAAAGUAGGUUUACUUUCAAUUAGAAUUCCUCUCCCAUUUUCUAAGGAUAGAUUUGUAGCUCAUGUUCCAAGCACCACUAAAAAGAUCGUCAUUAUUACCCAAUAUUCUGACAAUACUAACCCGUGCUUUUUAAAAUCUCAAAUAUCACACGCUUUAUUUACAAGUAAUCGUAGAUCAAUUUCAGUGUCUGAUUAUUUAUAUGAACCUACUUUUGCUUGGACCCCAUCUGCUGUCUCGCAGAUUGUCUCAAUCUUUGUUCCAAAUUUUGAAAGUAAACAAAAAUUUAGCGAUGGAAAGAAUUUCAUCUUUUGGGCUUCUGACAAGAGCACUAAUCUCAAUUUAGCCUCAAGAAUCAUUUACGGCGUAUCGUUAGGUGACACUACCAGCAUUUCGUUAAGGACUAAAUUUAAUAAUAUUGUUAAUGGUGGUAUCUUCCAGGCUCAAUUUUCAGCAAACCAAAAAGAUUCUACUGUUUCAAUAUCAAAUAUUGAUAAUUCAGAUGUUACUAUUGUCGAAGAUCAUUCCUUAUUAAAGAGUGUUGAUGUAGUGGCAACGGCAAAACUUGGUUCAACCCUAAUUGUGCUAUCUAAAAAAACAUUUGCUGAAAAAGAUUUAAACAACUCAGACUUUUUCACAAAAGACUUGGAUAUCCCAGAAAAUGUUUUGGUUAAAUUUGUUGAGAAAAAAUUAAACUUAAUUUUUAUUGAUGCUGAGGUUAUUGGAAAUAUUAAGAAUGCCAGUGGUGAUGAACUUUCAUUUGUUACACAAUUUUUGUUUUGGAAACAUGCUUAUCAAUAUGAUACUGAUAAGGCUGUCCGUUACAUUUGGGAGUCAUCAUGCCCAGAUAAAGAAUUGCCAGCAUCUUUUAUUGAAAAAACUAUUCUUGAUCUUAUUGAUUCAACUGUAAUAGAAAUCAAAUUGGAUGUCUUUGAGAAUGUUAUUAUUGACAAAGAUAUUGAUCAAAAAUCUCAGCUUAUAGCCUAUCUUCAAGAUUCUUCGUUCACUCCGAAUCCUUCAACUGUUGAAUCUGAACGAGAUAUUACCAUUGAUUCAAGUUUAGAUAUAUCAAAACUACUGACUUUUAAAGAAGCUUAUAAAACGAGUUCUAGCUUGAGACCGGAUUUGCCUGUCAAAAACUUUGUUGUUAAAGUUAAAGAAAAUAGACGUAUUACUCCAACAACUUAUGAUAGAAACAUUUUCCAUAUUGAGUUUGAUAUUUCAGGAACUGGCUUGACAUAUGGUAUUGGCGAAGCUUUAGGUAUCCAUGCCAGAAACAAUGAGACUUUAGUUAACGAAUUUAUCGAAACAUAUGGUUUAAAUGGUAACGAUAUAAUUUCGGUACCUAAUAAGGACAAUAAUCGUUUAUAUGAAUCCAGAACAGUCCUUCAAGCUUUUAUUGAGAAUUUAGAUAUAUUCGGUAAGCCUCCAAAACGGUUUUAUGAAUCGUUGGUUGAAUUUGCGACUGAUGAGAAUGAGAAGAAAAGAUUGCAAGAUCUUAUCGAACCUGCCGGUGCGGUUGAUUUGAAAAGAUAUCAAGAUGUUGAGUUUUUUACUUACGCAGAUAUACUUGAAUUAUUUCCAUCUGCUAGACCACCUUUGGAAAAAUUAGUGGAGGUAAUUGCUCCUCUAAAAAGAAGAGAAUACUCAAUUGCUUCAUCACAAAAAGUUCAUCCAAAUGAGGUCCAUUUGUUAAUUGUUGUAGUUGAUUGGGUGGACAACAAAGGCAGAAACAGAUUUGGUCAAGCUUCUAAAUAUAUUUCUGAUUUACAAGUAGGUACUGAAUUAGUUGUUAGUGUUAAGCCUUCUGUUAUGAAAUUGCCACCAAAUCCAGAACAACCAGUGAUUAUGAGUGGUCUUGGUACUGGAUUAGCUCCAUUCAAAGCAAUCAUCGAAGAAAAAGUUUGGCAAAAACAACAGGGUUAUAAUAUUGGAGAAGUUUAUUUGUACUUAGGUUCAAGACAUAAGAAGGAAGAGUAUCUAUAUGGUGAAUUAUGGGAAGCUUAUAAGGACGCGGGUGUUAUCACUCAUAUAGGUGCUGCUUUCUCAAGAGAUCAACCUGAAAAAAUUUAUAUUCAAGAUCGUAUCAGAGAGAAUUUGAAAGAAUUGAAGAGUGCCAUGAUUGAUAAACAAGGUUACUUUUAUUUAUGUGGACCAACCUGGCCUGUACCAGAUAUUACUGCUGUUUUACAAGACAUUAUUUCCGCCGAUGCCAAGGAUAGGGGCGUUAAAAUAGAUUUGAAUGCUGCUAUAGAAGACCUAAAGGAUUCAUCUAGAUAUAUUUUGGAAGUCUAUUAG
This is a messenger RNA of Tetrapisispora phaffii CBS 4417, 3105 nucleotides long. It is a transcript of the gene MET10, whose product is annotated as sulfite reductase subunit alpha. Gene Ontology annotation, molecular function: flavin adenine dinucleotide binding; sulfite reductase (NADPH) activity; FMN binding. Bases 1 to 3105 code for a protein of 1034 amino acids. The transcript has a single exon. NCBI's taxonomy places the organism in Eukaryota, Fungi, Ascomycota, Saccharomycetes, Saccharomycetales, Saccharomycetaceae. The record is from RefSeq and is a predicted model, not a curated record. Gene Ontology annotation, cellular component: cytosol.